AAAACCGAUGCUAUCAUGGCCGAUAGCCAAGAUCCAGGCAGGCAUAAGGAUCCAACCAUAGAUGCCGGCGCUAGUAGAAGCGCAGAGGGAGAUGGAGCUGAUAUGGGCAAGGACGUGCCCCCAAUACCAGCUGUUCGACGUCGCCAUGCGCAUGAGCAGAAAACCAUGGAGAAUGUCGAACAGGAAACCAAACAGCUGGAGACGUCCACUGUGACGCGCACGUACAUGAAGACCAUUACCACGUCAUUGACCACCUCCAGCAGCAGCAUAAACAGCAAUCUCGAGCACUCGGAGACGCCACCGCAUCGCUUGCGCGAGAAGGUGGCCCAAUAUGAGAAGGUCUGGUCCGAUGGCAGUGGCAAACGCCCCGCCGAACUGGGCACGGACGAGCUGCGUCAGCAGCAGACGGACGACUUUGAUGCAGAGAAUCCAUUUGAUAUCGAUGUUCAUGAAAUUGAGCGACGUUUGCGCGAGGAGCGACAACGCGGCCUGGCCGAAGCGGAGGCAGCUAAGCUGGCCUUUCAGCAGGUACACCUGCGCCAGACGACACCGCGUCGCGUCGAGGUGACCAGCGAGCAGACGCCCAGCCCAUUCAAUGUCACCUUGAAGACCACCAGCCGGCUGAGUCCGGGCGCUGAGCUGGGCAAUGUUGAGGAGCAGCUGUCGCCUUUCAAUGUCACCCUACGCACCACACGACGCACUGUGAAAAAGGAUUUAUCCCGUCAAAUGGAGCUGGAGCGUUUUCUGGACGGCGAGCGUACGGUGCGCGAGGUGCAGGCGGCGGAUGGCGUCCGCACCAUUAUCACCUCCUCGAGGACCAGCGAUGGUGGCUAUACCGACGAGAAGAUCUAUCGCCAUGGCGAGGGCUAUGUAUCGCCGCGCGAUUCGCCCUCCUGGUCGCGUUCCAGCAUCUCCAGCGAACGUUCGAGCGUCACCUCACCGCACAGCGUGGACAUGACCGCGGGCGGCAGACGUAUAUUAAUCAAACUGGAGGAUGAGCUGGAGCCACAAUCAAGUGGAGCAGCCGGCUGUGAGCAUGGCGAGCAACCCGAUGAAACUGACGGCUCGGUGCGCGCACGCAUCAGACAAUUUGGUGGGCACGACGAGGAUGCCAUGGCAACCGGUAACAUUGACAUUACCGUGGGUAGCAACCCACGCAGGCGGCAGCGUUUGUACCAGCAAACAACAUUGCCGGUGGGUGGCAACGGGACGCCACAACAACAGCAGCAGGAGCAGGAGCGGGAGCAACAGCAACGGGCAACGCGUCCAAGCGAACUGUCAUGGCAAACGGGCAAAUCAACAACAAAAACAAUGCUAACAUCCACGCCGACUGGCACGAAGGAGCAACCGCAAAUGGCAACGCCGGACGAGGUAUUCAGUCCAGCUGCAACGUGCCAAUUGCGCGGUUCUUCGACGGAAGAAUCCCGUCAAAUUGUUAGCCACAAAACGAUAACCAGCACAAAAACAACAACAACAACCCAGUCGUCCGAUAGGUCCGAAAGGAAGUCCUCAACGUCGCGUAAAUCAAUCGGUUUGAAUUCCCCAAGCCCCUCGGGCGAUAUCUCGUUUACCGCCUCGCAAAUACGCAUCAGAGACGACGUCAACGCUGACGCCGACGUCGACGCGGACGUCAUCGAUAACGAUUCCGAUACCGAGGGCGUACCGGCCAGCAGUCUUGUGAUUGUGUCCACUCCGACGCGCUCCACAACACCCUCAUCGGCGCACGCCUUGAGCGGCAUUGGUACUUUCAGCAAGAGUCUGCGUCAGGAUUAUCAGACUCAAGCGACACAAAGUAACCGCAACCACAACGAAUCCGAACACGAAUACCAGGAGUUCCAAUCCACCAUGGCGUCGAUCAAUUUCGCACGCAGCAAUUCCCAGUACGACAGUCACAUCAAGGAGAAACGAGAGGAGCAAGAACGUGUGCAGAAGAAGACAUUCACUAAUUGGAUUAAUUCAUACCUAUUGAAGCGAGUUCCACCGCUUCGUAUUGAUGAUUUAAUCAAUGAUUUACGUGAUGGUACGAAACUCAUUGCACUGCUCGAAGUUUUGUCCGGCGAACGAUUGCCCGUGGAGAAGGGACGCGUCUUGAGACGUCCACAUUUCCUUAGCAAUGCGAAUACGGCCCUACAAUUUUUAGCCAGCAAACGCAUCAAAUUGGUCAAUAUUAAUCCCGCAGAUCUGGUGGAUGGGAGACCACCAGUUGUGUUGGGUCUGAUAUGGACGAUCAUAUUGUACUUCCAGAUCGAGGAGAAUAGCCGCAACCUAGAAUAUUUGGGUCAUGGUAUUGGCGGUUCGGUUAGCUCCCUCGACAGUGUUGGCAAUCACAAGGCUGGCGGUGAUCUUAGGGCUGAGAAAUGGAAGCAAGGCGCCAAGAAAACGCUACUCAACUGGGUAACAAAUGCCUUGCCAAAAGACAUUGGUGUGGAGGUUAAGGAUUUCGGCGCCAGCUGGAGAGAUGGUGUCGCCUUCCUCGCACUUAUCGAUGCAAUCAAAGCGAAUCUGGUUAAUUUAGCCGAGCUAAAAAAGACCAGCAAUCGUCAGCGUUUGGAGACAGCUUUCGAUGUGGCCGAAAGCAAAUUGGGCAUUGCCAAACUAUUGGACGCUGAGGAUGUGGACGUACCCAAGCCGGAUGAGAAGAGCAUAAUGACAUAUGUGGCGCAAUUCUUGCACAAGUAUCCUGAACCAAAGGGUGCAUCCCGCGACGAGUCGCAUGUGCAACAAGAAGUGGAUGAAUUGCGUCGUUUCCUUUUGGAAAAGACCACCGAAUACGAACCGAUGGUAAUGAUGAGUUCGUUCCCACGUGAUUUUGGUGAAUAUCUGCUGGCACGUUCUGAAGUCGAUGCACAUUUGCCUGCUUACAACCGCCUCAAGCAAUUGAUUGAGAGCCAGAGCGGUUUUCUGCAGGUCUCACGCCAGGCGUGGGAUCAGAUCAAUGAGCUGUGGCAGCGUCUACAAUACCAGAUGAUGUACUGGCUCUGGCUAUUGGACGCCGAGCUGCCUGGCGAUUUCGGCACUGUGGGCAAAUGGCUCGCCGAUGCCGAGAAAUUGCUCAUGGACAACGAUAUACCCAAUGCGAUGAAUGAGGAGACAGCCGCUGUGAUCAGUAGAAAGCUGGAGGAGCAUAAGCUGUUCUUUGCCGAUUUGCCGCGCAUUGUGGCCAUGUUUGACAACGCCAAGCGCUCGCCCCAGGCCCAUCAGGUGCCAUUGGAGCAGCUGCGCAACAUGGAACGACGUCUGCAGGAGGUUGGACCCAAGGCCGCCGAGCGUAGAAUCCGCUUGAAAUUCCUUGAGCACAAAUGCUGCCUGAUUGCCUUCCUCAAUCUGGUGGAGAACAAAAUGCGUGGCUGGACCGGCAAGUACGGUCACGAGGAGAAGGUAGCCCAACAGCUGGAGCAGUAUAAGAACUUCGUGUCGCGCAACAAGAUCUUCCAAGAGUUCCAAAAGGCAUUCGUUGACAUGCAACAGGUGGUCGAGGAGUAUAAGCGUGAGGGCAAUGUUGCCCGCAAGGACAUCAACGAAAUUGAUCGCUUCAUGUACGACACCGAGGAGCGCUGGAAGCGUGUCUCGAUGGAGCUGAAAUGCUGCCAAAAUUCUCUCGAGGAGGUGGUGAAUUGUUGGCGCAACUGGAAUCAAUUGGCGCCCAGCUGCGAGGAAUGGCUGCUGUUGGCCGAGCAGAAACUGAACCAAAGCGAAGACGAUCGCUUAGAGUUCUUCCAGGACAUCACCGUGUGGAAGGAUAAAUUCGAUGGCCUGGCCAAUGCCGCUAACUAUUUAAUUGCAUCCUGUGAGGAGCCCAUCGCUCAGCAGCUGCGUCAGCGUCAUGGCGCCCUAGCCGAGCGCUUCGAGCGCCUCUUCGCCAAUACCAAGCAAUAUAUGCACGCUGGCGAUAUUAUACGGUCGCGCCAGGAGUACAAGUCUGGCAUUGAGAAGCUGUCCAGGUGGCUGCGUGGCGCGGAGAGCGUGCUAGAUCAGCGCCAAGUGCUGGGCAACAGCGAGCAAAUACGUCGCUAUGGCGAGCAAUUGCAGCAGCUUGCCAGCGAGAUCGAUGACAACGAGGAGCUAUUCAAGACCAUCAGUCGCACCUUCCAGUCGCUCAUACAGGAUCUGUCGCGCGACGAGGUCGACAAAAUGAUGAAGCUGCUGAAGCAGGAGAAGGAGUCGCUGGUGCGCAUACGCGCCCAAAUGCCCGCCAAGCUGCAUCUGUUCCAUCAGCUGCAAAUUCAACAGGAAUCACUCGAGGCGGGCCAAAAGGAAAUUCAUCAAUGGCUGACCGAAGCCGAGCAGCUGCUGGGCACCCACAAUCUGGCCGGCGGACGUGAAUCAAUCAAUGAGCAACUGCACAAGCAUAAGACCUACUUUUCGCGCACCGUCUAUUAUCGCUCCAUGCUGGAGAGCAAGAACAAGGUGUUCCAGAAUUUGGUUAAAGCUGUGGCGGCCGAUGAUAAGAUCGAUACGGCUCCAGCGGCACAACAGAUGCAGCAGCUGAACGAACGCUUCAAUUAUGUCAUACAGAAUGCAGGCAAAUGGGAGCAGCGUUUGGGCGAUGCAGCUGGUGGUUGGAGUAAUUUUAAGGAUAAUGAACGCGUCGUUAACGAGUGGCUCACACGGGCCGAGUCCAUGCUCGUUGAGAAGCACAUUGAGUCAAAGACAACAAUUGAGACCCAAAAGUACUUCUUCGAGCAGGUCAACGAUCGCUGGAUGAACGAUCUGGUGCAAUCGGCACAGCAGCUGCUGACAACGCUGCCCAGCCAGGAGCAACCGGCUGUGGUGCAAAGUGUGGAGCAGCUGCAGUCUCGCUGGAAGAAUGUGCUGGGCCAAGCGCCAUUGCAUCUGCUCAAGCUGGAGUUCCGUCUGGACGAGAAUGCCUUCUAUCAAUCGUUGAAGGAUGUUGAGAAGGAGCUGCAACUGGAACAGCAGGCUCUCAAUCGCAAUGAAGACGUGGACUCCAUUCUGCAACGUAAUCAGCAAUUCCUGCUGCAACAGGACGCGGUGCCACGUUUGGAGAAGUGCUUGCAGAACAUGCAGCGUCUGGCCCAAGCGCACAGACAACAGCAGCCCGGUGAUAUUAGCCUGGAUCAAGCCUAUGAUAAUGCCAACGCUCAGUGGCAGAUAAUGUCCAGCAGAUUGGCCGAUAUGCGUCAGACGUUGCAGCAAAUACCUGCCCAAUGGCAGGGCUAUCAUCUGAAAUUCACUGAGAUGAUCAACUGGAUGAACAGCGUAGAUCAGAGCCUUAAGAACAUUGUUAACGAGGUCAACAGCAUGGAGGAGUUCGAAAAGGAGAAGGUUGUUUUCCAGAAAAUCUGCCAGGAUGCAGAUAACAAACGUGAGGACAUGAAGUGGCUGGUCAAAACGCUGGAUUCUCUGCUCAGCUAUGCCACCGAGGAUGAGGCUAAUCUGGAGCAAAAGAAACUUGAAGAUCUAAUUGCACGCUACAAGAACCUAAUCCCCACCAUUGAGAUAACUAUGGUCAAAACGGAGGUGUUCUCCAAGUGUUACACAUAUCGUCGCGAGGUGCACGAGGUUGUUUGCCUGUUGACCAAGGUCAAGGAUCAGACGGCCAAUAUCCCGGCGCCCGAAAGUUUGGAUCGCGUAAAUCGCCUAAUUGAGGAGCAACAGUAUGCCAUCAAUCAGCUCGAUCAUCAGCGGCCACAUAUUAUGUCCAUGCUCCAACGUGGACGCGAUCUUAGCAAGGAUGUGCAUGCACCGGCUUUCGUCAAUGCUGAAGUCAAGAAUCUGGAAACCGGCUGGAAUCAGGCUUAUACCGAGACCUCCGAUAAGCUUCAAGCACUCAAGGGCACACAGGCAGUGUGGAGCGAGUUUGUCGAUCAGAAGAACGACAUCUUCUCCAUGCUGCAAACAGCUGAGACAGAGCUGCGCGCCCUGACACCACUCCAGACAGAUCCCAAGAAUGUUAGUCAAGAUCUGAAGUCGAAGCGCGAUCUGAAUGUGCAGCUGCAGCAGGCAUCCCAUCAAUUGCUGCCCAAGCUGCAUGCCCUCAAGUCGGAGCUGGCACCACUUGCGGCCGCCGAUAAGCGACCCAUACUCGAGAAGGAAGUGACUGAGGUAGAGAAGAUGUUCUUUAAUACCAUGGAACAUGUCAAGGAUCGUGUGGGCUACCUGGAGGACUACAGUGCCAAGUGGAACAACUACAAGACGCGCCUAGGCGAGCUGCAGGAAUGGGCCAACAAAGUGGCACCCAAGAAUAUUGAAGCGCUACAAUCUGAGGAUUUGACACCGGAGGAGCGUGUUGUCAAGGUGCAGUCCUUUAAGCGUGUGCUGGGCGAGCGCAUGAAGCAGCUGGAUCUAUUGGCCGCUGAUGCAUCUGAGCUGGCCCCCAAGGAGGGCAACGUUGCCGAAGCGAAGCGUCUCAAGGGUGAAAUCUCCAAAUUGCAGGAGGUGCUCAGCGCCAUUAACCGCAAUGUGGACCAUCAGUCGCAGGCCGUGCAGGAGGAUCUGGUCAACUGGCAGCAAUUCCAGGCCGGAUUACAGCAAAUCAAGCCCGCCGUGGAGCAAAGCGAAGUCAAGGUAAAUAAUAUAGUUCCUAAACCAAUUACACUUGAAGAAGCCGUUGCCAUGCAACAAAAUGCCAAACAAUUUGAAACACAAUGCCUGGAGCAAUUGGACAAACUCCAUGGCAUAUCAAACAUCAGUCAUAAAAUGUUAUGCAAAACCAAUGCCCCCGAUGAGUUAGAUGCCAUGCACUCCCGCUGGACCGCGGUCCAUGAAAAUGCCAAACAGGCGAGCGGUAAGCUCGAAAAGCUAGUUGCCAAUUGGAAAUCGUUCGAUGGCGAUGCGGCCAAGCUGGAGGAUUGGAUUGAUCAGGGUGCACAGCAGAUGGGUAAGCGUCCGGCUGUGCUAAAUACACCGCACAUUGACAAGCUCGAAAAAGAGCUGGUCAAACUAAAGUCCUUCAACAAUGAGAUAUCUCAGCAGCAGGCCAAAUUGGUUGCCCUUGGCCAGAAUGCCGAUCAAAUCAGCUUGCAUUUGGCGCCAGAGGGCGCUGUGGCUGUCAAGGAUCGCGUGAACCUCAUGAAGGGUAAAUUACAAAAGCUUUCAGAGGCCACACGUGGCAACAUCAACGAGGUUUCCGAUGCCAUUAUAUCGCGUCAGGACUUCAAUGCCAAAUUGGUCAACUUCUCCAACUGGAUGGAACAGUUGCGCAAUCAGGUCACACAGGUUGAGGAAAUCAAUCCGGAACGUGUGGAGACUAGCUUGCAUGUCAUACACGCCUUGCUGCAGGAGCAUGCCGAUAAGAAGCCCAGCUUUAAUGCCAUCUACGAUGAGGUCAAGCAGCUGGCCCUGGGCGCCACACCCGAAGAGUCCAAUGCACUAAAUGAUGCGUACACUGCCCUUGUGGUUAACUAUCAGAAUUUGGAGUCAAAUAUGCUGCAGAAGAAGGCUGCAUUGGAGAAAUGGACCGAGCUUUUGGGCUGGAAGCAUGAUACUGAAUCGCACUUGAACUAUUUGAAGCAUCAGUUGGAAAAGCCCGAGGGACCAGCUGUCGAGGAGCUGAAGAAGGCCAUCGAUGAAAUUGAUCAUCUGGGCCAGGGUCUGAGCUACUGGAAGGGUCAGGCCAAGGAAAUCGAUGAGAAUCCGGCUAUACAAUUGCGUGAUGCACUCUCUCGCCGUCCGCUGAUAGCCACACAGAUUGUCAACGAUGUGGAAAACAAGUUGGAAAACCUGAAACUUCGCUCGCAAAAUCAGCAGCAACAACUGCAGCAGAUGACUGUCCGUAAGGACAAGUUCCAUGCACUGGAGCAUAACUUUGGUCAGGCGCUGCAGGAGAAUCGCGCUAAGCUUGAGCAGAUCCUUAAGCAACAUCCCAAUCUGAACAACAUUGAUCAAAUCAUUGCUGAUCUUGUAGCGUUAAAUGAUGCGCUCAAGUACCAGGCGGAUCUUAAAAAUCGCAUACACGACGAGGGCUCUCUACUGAUGCGUGAGGAUAUUGCAAGCAUGCCGGCCAUACAGGAGAGUCUACUGGUGCUGGAUAAGAACUACGAUUCGCUACAAAAUGAAAUAUCCGAUCGUAUACAAAAAUAUAAUCUCAUCAGUCAGGCCUUGAGGGAGUACGCCGAGUCCAAGGACAAGUUCUCCAAGGAGCUGAAGAAAGCCGAAGAUUUGUUCAAUGCCAUACCCCAACAGCCGGGCGAUGAGACCGCACUGCAUCAGGCCUCCGAGAAGACGCGCAAGACUAUGGAACAGUUGCGCAAGUCCAAGAUGAAUCUCGAUGAGCUCGAACGUCGCGGCAACAAUGUCGCCAAAUUGUUCACAGCCAUUGGUGAGCCGGUGCCUCAAGAGGUGCCCCAAGAAGUUGCCGUUGCCAAGCAACACUGGCAGGAUCUGCACGACAAGACGGCUAAAAAUGCGCAUGUCUACGAGACGGAAGCGGUUAUUUGGUCGCAAAUCGAAGAUGCCAAAAAGGAUCUGCUACCUUGGCUGUCUGAAACCAAUCAGGGCCUCUGCGAUGCUGCGGAUAAUUCAAUUGAAAUCGAAUUCGGACCCAUGCGUCUCAGCAAAUACCGCAACGAACUGCCUUCUUACCAGGCGCUCAGGGAUACAAUUCUCGAGAAAACCAACGACCUUGUCAAGAUAAACAAUGGUGCCGAAAUACCCUCUUUGAGCACACUCAACCAGCUGCUCGGCGAACAAUUUGCCGAGGUAAGCAACAAUGCGGAGCGUCUAAGCGCUGUCACCACGUCCUUUGCUGACCAGGAGCAGGAGCUACGCAAACGCACCAAAAUUGCUGGCGAGCAGGUGAGUAAGCUGCGCGAACAGCUGAUCAAAUGCGAUGACAUGUCCGGGGACAACAACAAGAUCAUGGAGCGCUUGCUGCAGUGUCGUGCACUGCGCGCUCAAUUGGAUCAGAGCGGCAACGAAAUUGAGAAUAUCAAGCAGAAUGUGGACGAAUUGCGUAAUUUAUAUCCCACAUUCAAUGAGUCCAUCAUACCCAAGGAGCUGAACAAUGUGCAGAAACGCUACGAGGGCGUCGAUCUGUAUGCCAAGAAGAUCGAGAGCUCACUGCUGCAGUUCCUCAAAAAGUUCCAUGCCGAUAAGGUGGGCAUGCUGAAGCGCAUCAUUGUCACACAGCGCGAGAAGGUGGCCUGGUGUCAGCCGGAGUCCACAAGCGACAAGUAUAACCUGGAUGUGAAGAAAUCGUCGCUACAGGAGGUCAGCAAGAGCAUUGAUGACUGCAAAGCGCGUCAUGCAGAAACGCUGAAAUCCUUGGAAAUGCUUAAGGCCGUUGAAUCGCCACAGAACCUGGCCGAGCUCAAUAGCGAUGCCGAGCUUAUGGGCAAGGAAAUGCAGGCGUUACAGGACAGCUUUGAUCGCAUCAAGGGCAUACUGGAUGAGAAUGUUGAUCUCUGGUCACAGUACGAACAGUCAAAUGAGCAAAUAUCUAACUGGUUGCGCGAUGUGGAAGGUCGCGUUAAAGCGGAGACAAGCGGUCAGGUUAAUUUGCCCGAGGUGCCACAGAAACUACAAGAGUUGGCCAUACUGCAGCAGGAUGUGCUGGCACAUGAACCCAUCAUCAGCGACCUGGAGCAGACCUCACAGCAAUUGAUUGAAAAGAAUCCCGAGGCGCGUAUUGGACAAUUUGUUACGCAUUUGGUGCAGCGUUACCAGACGGUUGCCAAGAGCCUUGCCGGACACAUUGAUAAAAUACGCAGCGCUCAGCUAUCAAAUGCGAACUUUGCCAAAGCAUCUAUAGACUUUAAUGAAUGGUUUGGCGAUGCAAAGAUUGAAUUCCAGGAACUGGCCCGUAUGGGAUCCCCUGGCUCUUCGUCGGCCACCGCACAGCAAUUGCAGACCAUUAAAAACUAUCUGAAGACCUUUGACAAUGGUCAACUCUUGCUGAACAAUGCUGUGGACAUUGGUGAGGGGCUUUAUCCAGUGGUUUCCCCUGAGAAUCGCGAACGGAUACGCGCCGAUCUACGCCAAAUGCGCGAGAAAUAUGAUUAUCUGCGCGAUGAGGCCAAUGCUCUGAUGCAACAGGUUGAGGGCGUACUCAUACAAAAGACUUCCAUUGAGGAGAGCUACACUCAAGUGUCGCACUACCUCAACGAGUCUAAGGCCAAGGUCACUGCUGGUGAUGAGCUCUAUCCCACGUUGGCGGCCAAGAAAGCAGCUCUACAAAACUAUAAAACACAGCUGCAGGAGAUCACAUUGCAUAAGAAUGCUCUAAAGCAACUGCACGACAAGGCAGUCACCCUGUGCGAUGAUGAGUCCGAGCGUAAAACAGAUGAGUCCAUACAGGAGUACAAUACGCUAUCCAAAAAGAUUUCCGAUCGCAUCAAUACCGUAGGCAAUCAGGUGGUCAAACACGAGGCUUAUGAUCAGGUGCUGGAGAAGGCACAAGAUUGGUUGAACACCAUCAAAUCGGAGGCAAUUGAUAUUUUGAACGAAACCACUUUCGAAAAGGAGGGCGCCGAGGAGAAACUGAUUGUUGUGGAGAAUUUGUUGCAGCAUAAGCCCGAGGGUGAUUCCAUAUUUGAUACGUGCCACAAGCUUUUGGAAACGGUUCUAACACAAACCCAUACUAGCGGUCAUCCGGCGUUGCUCAAGGGCUUUGAGGAGCCGAAAAAUGCAUGGGAGGAGUUCAUGUCGCUCUGCCAGGACUCACAAGUGAAACUGAAGCAGCUCUGCUCCAAGUGGGAUGAGUUUGACUCAAUCAUCGAUGAGCUUGACAAUUGGAUGAAGAACGUCGAGGCUGUGGUAAAGAACCAGAACUUAAAGAGCACCGCCGAAGCAAAGGCUGCUCAUCUGAAGCAGCUUCAAGAUAAUGCCAAGGAUAUUGAGCGUCGCGGCGCGGCCAUAAACGAGCUCAUGGAUCAGGGUCGUGAAAUCGAAGGUGAAACCGAUUUAAAUCUGAAACUCUCGCGUUUGAAUACACGCUAUCAGACACUGAAGAAUAUUUGCAAGGAGUCCAUCGCCAAGUAUGUCAACUAUGUCAAGGAUCACGACAGCUUUGACACGGACUAUGAAAAGUUUAAGCAAAAUUUGCAAACCUGCGCCAAUGAGCUGGCGAAGACCAAUGAAAUUGUCGGCGAUCAGAGCGUAUUGCAGGAUCAGCAAAACAAACUGCGCGAAAUGUCCGACAAGCGCAUUGUGGAUUCUACUGUCUUUGAGAGUCUGAUUGAUCGCGGCGAGAAACUCUACGGUCACACAAGUCCCGAAGGUCGGGAGAUUAUACGCCAACAACUGCGCUCCCUGCGUACCAUGUGGGACAACUACACGGACGACCUAAACUCGGCUACGCAUAAGAUUGAUCAAUGCCUACUGCAGUUCAAUGAAUUUAGCAUAGCUCAAGAUCAGCUCACCAAGUGGCUGAAGGAUGUGGACAAGGCCAUGCAGAGUCAUACCGAACCGAAAACCACGCUUCAGGAGAAGCGUGCACAGCUGCAGAAUCACAAACUGUUGCACCAAGAGAUAACCACGCACAAUGUGCUCGUGGACAAUGUGUGCGACAAGGCGCAAAUACUAGUUGAUCAAAUAAAGGACAACUCCUUGAAUGUUUAUCUGCAGUCAAUCAAGCAACUCUUCCAGAAUAUCGUGCAAAAGUCCGAUGAAAUACUGCACAAUCUGGAGAAUUGUGUGCAAAAGCACAGCGACCUAAACAAUUCCCUCAGUGGUGCCAAGGCCUGGAUAUCGAAUGAGAAAGCCAAACUGCUGGAAUGCGAUGAUUCCUACGGUGAAAAGGCAGAUAUAAAGCGUAAAAUUGAAACCCUUGGUCAAUUGGCUCAAAAUAAAACAACGGCCAUGAAUCUAAUUAGCGAAAUCCGUGCACAAUUCAAUAAUGUAAAGCCCGCCACCUCGGAGAAGGGCAUUGAAGUGCUUGAGAAAGAAAUCGAUGAACUGGAGAUAACAAUGAAGAGUCACUUCGAUGACAUCGAGGGUAUCGAAGGCAAGCAAAAGGAUGUGCUAGCACAGUGGGAUAAAUUUGAGCACAAUCUGGAAGAACUCACCAAAUGGUGUCGCAAUGCGGAGGCCGUGUUCCGCGAGCAACAGCUCAAGUCGACGUUGCAUGAAAAGGUCGAGCAAAUGGACAAAUAUAAAAUACAGCGGGAACUCAUAUUGCAAAAGGAAAAGGAAAUCGAUGCCUUUGGAGAUACGGCACACGCUUUGCUCAACAACUGCGGUGCCGAUCGUCUAAAGACGUUGACAACGCAGAUCACAAAUCGUUAUCAACUGCUGCAGGUGUUGAGCAAAGAAGUGGUCAACCGCUGGUCCAAUCUGGUGGACGAUCAUCAGUUCUACCAAGACAAGUACAACGAGGUGGACUUGUGGCUGCAGCCCAUUGAGACGCAAUUGGAGAAGGCGCUCAAGGAUGAGCCAACGCAGAGCUCAAAUAUUCUACAGGUUUUGCUUUCCGAAAGGGAACAGGCCGAGAGUUUAUUCGGUGCAUUGAAUGCAGCCGGCGAAAAGGCCUUGCCAGAGACAUCCACCCAGGGUAGAGAAAAGAUACGCAAGGAUCUGCGUGAUAUACGCGAUCGUUGGGAUAAGCUGGACGAGGGCAUACGCAACUUGGAGAAACGCCAAGAAGCACAAAGCGUACAGCUUUCCAGCUAUCAGGAUAUACUAGGUCAAACGGUCAACUGGCUGGAUCAGGUGGAGAAGUUACUGCACAAUGAGAAUCCAGCCAGCUGGACAAGCGCACAGGAAAUUCGUUCCAAGCUGUACAAAUACAAGGCCACCAACCAGGACAUCAACUCGCACAAGCGCAUUGUUGAGGCUGUCAAUGAGAAGGCAGCAGCUCUCCUGACUAGCGCCGCGCCUGCCAAUGCUGAUGAGAUUGCCAAAUCUGUCGCUGAAAUAAACAAGCGUUAUGAGCAAGUUGGACAGGAUUGUGGCAAGCUGGUCGCUGAUCUGGAUGCCGCUUUCGAGGUGUAUCAGCAGUUCAGUGAGCUGCAGAAAGCACAGCAGGAUUAUCAGAAGAACCUGUGGGAUCGCCUGACCGGCUACUCCGACUACUCGGGCAAUAAGGCAGCCUUGCAAGCGCGUCUACAAAAGAUCAAUGAAAUCCAGGAUGCUUUGCCUGAAGGUGUUUCCAAAUUAAAAGCUCUUGAGGAACACAUUGAGCAGCAUGCCAGCAGCAUACCAGCUCGCUCAAAGGAAGCCAUGACACGCGACUUGGCCAAUUUGCAUGCUGAUUUCGAAAAGUUCGGCGGUUCGCUGACCGAUGUUAAGAGCGGCCUGGAGAACCGAUUACAGCAAUGGAAUGACUAUGAAGUCGACUUGGAUCGUUUGAUUAACUGGCUGGGCGAGGCUGAGAAUGCGCUCAAGAACUACAAUCUGAAAAACUCGUUUGAGGAAAAGGAAGAGCAAUUGAAUCGCUUCCAGUCAUUGACACAAAGCCUGCGUCAAAACGAAGCCGACUUUGAGAAAAUGAAGGAUGAUACCUCGGAGCUAGUGCAAAGCUCAGGAGAGACCAGAAUCGCAGUCAAUGUGCAACAAGUCUCCUCACGUUUCCAGUCUAUACAAGCCACGGCCAAGGAGAUACUCAAGAAAUGCGAGCAAGCCGUUCAGGAUCACGGCCACUUCAACGAAAAGUACAAGCAAUGCGCCGAUUUGUUGGCCAACGCUCAGGCACGCUACGAUGACUGCAGCGAUUUGUCCUCGGUGGCAUCACGCGAUGAUCUUCUCAAGAAGCAGCUGGUCAUACAUGAGCUGCUGGCACAGCAGCCCACGGCUACACAGCUGCUGAACAGCACCGUGGAAUUGGGCGAGAAGUGCUAUAGCUCAACGGCCACCGAAGGACGUGAGGCCAUACGCAGUCAAUUGGAUGAUCUGGCCUUUGAUCAACUCUUUGAUAAUGUUGCCAGCACUGCGCGUAAGAUACAGGAUAAGAUUGCCAAGUGGUCUGGCUUCGAUGAGACUGCUGACAAGCUUAAGAGCUGGCUGGAUGAUGUGGAGCAUGAGUUGCCAGCUGAAAUUGAACUGAAGACCACGCUGGACGAGAAGCGCAAUAAAUUGCAGGUCUAUCGUGACGUGCUCAACGACAUCAACAAUCAUCAAGUGGAGGUUGGAAAUCUGCAAGAGAUUACAGCCAAUUUGCCUGAAAAGACUGAGCAUGUGGAUCAGAUUCUUAAGGAUAUAACCGAUCGCUUUGGCAAACUGCAAAAGCGCGCUCAGGGCUACGUUGAACGCUACGAGGGUAUUGUGAGUGCCCAUCAACAAUACUCCAAGGCCGUUAUGGAUGCCCAGGAGUUCAUUGAUGCCACAUUGAACACCGUGCAUUACUGGGGCGAUCUUGAUUUGGAGCAAACUUCUCUGCAUACUAAUCUCGAUCGUCUCAAGAACUUGAAGGCCAGCCUUGCGGAUGAGUUUCCGCGCGUGGAUCAAGUGCGUGCGCUGGGCGAAAAGGUUAUACCCGGCACCAUUGAUGUGGGUCAGGUGAACAUUAAGUCCCAGAUCGAUACAACGCAACAGGAAUGGGAGGGUCUGCUGGCAGCCAUCGGCUCAACCAUCGAAGCCAUUGAGGCACGCCUGCAGCAAUGGUCCGAAUAUGAGCAGCUGCGCGAUCAGUGCUUGGCCUGGAUCCGUGACACCGACAAUGACUUGCAUGCCAUUGACCUCAAGGAGGAUCUGCCAAAGAAGCGUGCGCAAUUGGAUACGCUGAAGGCAUUGCAGGGCGAUGUCCGUGCCAAGGAAUUGGAAGUCGAUAAUGUUACCGAAAAGGCACAAACAUUGCUGAAGGGACCCACCACGACUCGAUCAUCUGGGCCCGAAUUGGUCACUAAAUAUCAGCAAAUCUUCCACAAAGUCAAGGAUUUGAACAAUCGCUGGCAGCAAUACGUUACCUCACACGAAGAUUUUGAUAACUCCAUCUCGGAGUGUGAAUCGUGGAUUAAUGGCAUUAAGGAAAAGCUGGACUACUGUUCAGACAUGUCCUCGAUGAGUCAGAAAGAACUGGACAAGAAGUUGGCCACCAUUCAAGAUGUGAUUCUACUUAAAGACGAAGGUUCUGCACGAGUGCUUAAAAUCCUAGAGCAGGCUCAACAUGUGCUCGCAAAUACCGCACCCGCUGGCCACGAGGCCAUUAACAAGGAGCUCUCAGAACUGCAGGAUCUCUGGUCCGGCAUUGCUCUGCGCAUUAUGGACGUCAAGGCUAACCUAGAUGAUUCCAUUACUCAGUGGUCUGGCUUCUUGGACCAGGUGCAAAACGUGCGCAAGUUUAACGAAUGGCUGGAUGGUUUGCUCAAGGAGUUGGGCGAGCAUCAGACGACCAUGACGGAGAAACGCGCACAGCUAGAUCGUGUUAAGUCCACAGAGGAGAAGGUACGCGUGGAGAAAAUUGAUGUUGAUUCACUGAAGGUUCAGGCUAAGGAAAUGAUAGCCAGCGGCCAACAGAGUCAGGCUGCGUUCCAGGCACAAAAAGUGCUGGAUACCUUCGAUGAAUUGUUUGGCAAGACACAGAAAUUGCUGUCGGAUCGCCAGGAUCAGUACAGAGAUCAUCGCCUGUUCAAGGAAGCCUAUGACGAUCUCGUUAGCUGGAUAAGUCGUGCACGCGAGAAAUUCCCCGCACUGAAACAGAGCAGCCUAAGCGAUAAGCUGGCCAUUGAGAAUGCCGUGCAGGCCACGGAAGCCCUGCUCAAUAAACAGGCUCAGGGUGAACUACUUGUUGAGCAUUUGGUACACACUGGUGAGGUGGUUCUGGCAAGUACUUCGACGCAGGGCCAAGAGAUCAUACGCAAUGAUAUACGCGCACUACGUGAUAGCUUCGAAAGUUUGUUCCGCGAGAUCAAUCAGCAGAAAGAGAACUUGGAAGUUACCAUGGUGCAAUGGCGCGCAUAUAAAGAGGAGUAUGAACGUCUCAUGGAAUGGCUGCAACAGAUCGAUAUACUUGUGAAGAACCAUAAGCUGAACCUCUGUCCCAAUUUGCCCGACAAGGAAAAGCAAGUGGCCGAUAUGCGCGAGGUCAUGUCGCGAUUGGAAAAGGGCAAGGAUGAUAUUGAUAAAUUUAAUGCCUCUGCGGCAGGUCUACUCAAAUCGCAUCUGGAUAGCUAUGUCAACAAUCAGCUCAGACACUUGGGCUCCAUGUACCAGGUACAGGUUAAUUUGGCGAAGGAUGUGCUAAAGAAGGUCGAAACCAAUCGCGAUCAGCAUCGCGAAUACGAUGCCAAUAUGAAGGCGGCUAGGGAAUGGAUAUCGAAUGCUAAGCAAACCAUUCAGUCCGCUGGCGAGGGUGCAGGCUCCAAGGAGGCCCUGCAACGUCGCCUGGAGCAAAUACAAGAUCUGAUACGCAAUCGUGAACUGGGCCAAAAUCUCGUCCACACAGCUAUCAAUAAUGGAGAGAAGAUUAUACGCAAUACGCGCUCCGAUGGACGCGAUGCCAUUAACAAUGAAAUGAAGGAGCUGCAGACCGAUUGGGAUCGACUGGUUAAGAAAAUGUCCACAGCCAAGGUGCAGUUGGAGACAAAUCUGCUGCAAUGGGCCGAUUACAGCUCCAGCUACACACAGUUGCAGCAAUGGAUUACCGACAGGGAGGCCAAGCUGCAGCAGGCGUGCGAACAAAAGAUUGUCAAAUCCCAGAGGGGACAACCGGGUCUCAGUAGCGGUCUGAGCGAGCGCAAGGCUAAUCUGCGCCAGACCAACAACAUUGUCCAGGAUAUUGUCUCGUUUGAGCCCAUGAUACAAUCGGUAACCUCGAAGGCGUCCGACUUGCAACAGGGUGCACCGGCCACGGAGAUCUCCGACAAAUACGAGAAUCUUACCAAGCAGGCCAAGGAUCUGUAUGCCAAACAAAAGAACACUAUUGACAGCUACCAGGCGCUGAUCGAUGCAGGUAACGACUUUGCCACAUGGCUGCGCAACGCCAAGGAAAGGCUGAGCAAGUGCUCCGAGCCAACGGGUGAUAAGCAAGCGCUGGCGGAGAAGACUCACCAGCUUAAGAUUCUGCAAAGUGAAGUUCCCGAGGGCUCAACAAAGCUGCAAAAUGCCUUGGCCCAGGGUGAAAUUGCUUGUCGCACCGCAGAGCCCGAGGAUUGUGCGAUCAUUGAAGAAGAAGUCGCACUUUUACAGGAGGAGUUUGAUGCCUAUGUGGAGGCGCUCAACAAGGCCAAGGAUUAUUUGGAGGUCGGCAUUGUCAAGUGGUCUGACUACCAGGAUCAGUACACCGAGGCGCUCGAGUGGUUGACCAAGACCGAAGCACUCGUGCAGUCCUACAACAAGCUCCAGGAUAGUCUAACCCAAAAGAAGGUGGUGCUUGAGGAGUUCCAGGGACAUCUGCAAACGCUGUUCGAUUGGCAGAAGACACUGGAUCACCUGAACAUGAAGGCUCAGGUGCUGCUAGAGACAUGCUCUGAUACGCGCAUCAGCAAUGCCAUCAUGCAGUUGACCACCAAAUACAACGCACUGUUGACGUUGGCCAAGGAGGUCAUGCGACGCCUGGAGAUGCACUACCAGGAGCAUCAGCAGCAUCAUACGCUCUACGAGGAGUGUCAGUCCUGGAUCGAAAAGACACGUGAGAAGCUCGCCGAAUGCGAACAAAUACCCGGCACGCUGAACGAGGUGCAAAUUAAAUUGAAUACAGUUAAGAAUUUGCGUCAAGGCUUUGAAACUGGCCAGAACAAGCUGCGCUAUCUUCUGGAACUCAAGGAGAAGGUGAUUAUGAAUACCGAACAGAAUGGCGCAGCCAAAAUACAAGAGGACACCGAGGGCCUGAAACAGGACUUUGACAAGCUGCUUGUGGAUCUGAACGAUGUGCGUCAAAAACUGGCCAAUCGUCUGGCUCAGCUGGAGGAGAUUUUCAAGCUGUACAAGAUCCUGCUCGAAUGGCUGGAGGAUAUUGAGCCCAGUGUUAAGGCCAGCGAGGAGUAUUUGAAUGACCUGAGCGAAAAGCGUGCUGCACUGGAGAAAUUCCGUGUCACACAGCGCGACAUCAAUGGGCACAACGAUAUUGUGGAAAAGAUUAAUGUACGCUUGCGUGAGGACAAUAGCCUGGAUAAAAACGAUUUUGCGCCCGGUCUAAGCAAAUUCGAUGAUCUGCAAGGUCAAGUGAACAAGAUCAUUGAGUCGCUGGAGAAUCAGGUGAACAAUCACGAGAAAUACAAGCAGGCCUAUAAUGAGCUGCAGGAUUGGCUGCGUCGCACACGCAUCGAGGUGGAGCAGUGCGCUGAUUGCCAUGGCGAAAAGGAUCAAGUGGAGGAUCGUCUCAAUCGUCUGGGCGACAUACAGUCCACUUCCUUGGAGGGCAAAUCGCUGCUGGAAGCUUGCGAGGAGCUCAGCCAGGCGGUCAUUGCCACCAGCGGCAGCGAGGGCCAAGAUAAUGUGGCCCAGGAGAUUAAACACCUGAACGGUGAAUGGGAAACGCUGCAGGCUCUAUCCCGAGAUGCGCGCAGCGGUCUGGAGAGCUGUCUCGCCGCUUGGCAGACAUUCCUGCAAAAGUUCAACAAGAUCAAUUUGUGGAUUGUAACAAUGAGCAAGCGCGUUGCCAAAUCACAGGAAGCCGAUAAUAAAACCACCGAAGAUUUGGUCAAUGCCAAGAAACUGCUCGAUGAGGUUCUGGCCGAGCGAGAAAAUGUCGAGGAUCUUAAUGACAACUGUGAGCUGCUCAUGGAGCAAAGCGCCUGCACUCGCAUACGUGAUCAAACCAUUGAGACUCAGGCCAAUUACACAAAAUUGCUGACUUCUGCCCAGGGUCUGGUUGCCAAGAUCGAAAAGAAUCUGUCGGAUCACACCGAGUUCCUCAAUUACAAGAAGGAAAUGGAUGCCUGGAUCGAAAAGGCUCAGCAAGUACUCAACGAUUGCAGCAUCGACGGUGAUGCUUCAGUAAUUGCACAAAAACUGGAGACUGUCAACUCAUUGGCCUCCCAUUUGCCCGAGGGUCAGCAUUUGCUGGCCAUGGUGCAAGAUGCCUACUCGAAGGCCUCCAAUAUUACGCCCGAGGAUAAGCAGGAGAAACUGCGUGAGUUGAUGACCAAGGUGCGCGAGGACUGGGAUGCAUUGGGUCUGGCUGUCAAGCAGAAGCUCACUGACUUGAAGCAGGCACAAAAUCGUUGGAACGAUUUCGCAGCCAACAAGGAUAAGCUCGAUAAAUGGCUUAUUGAAACAGAGAAGAAGCUCAAGACAGCGCCCGAGACCAAGGGUGAGCUGAGCGAGAUGAAAACCCUGUUGGAGCGCUACAAGACGCUCGGCAAUGAGCUCAAGCAGAAGGGCAACGAUCUGGAGCAGCUAAUGUCGGAGGCACGCGAUCUGGGCACCGAGGUGGAUGCCGUCAACCGUUUGCAGUCGCGUUGCGAUAAGCUGAAGAACGACUGCGCCGGCUAUAUCAGAGAUCUGGAGCAGGAGAUGAUCGACUAUAAUGCCUAUCAUCAGAGCCUGCAGGAUGUGGAGAAAUGGCUGCUGCAAAUCUCGUUCCAGCUGAUGGCCCACAAUUCGCUCUUCAUUUCGAAUCGUGAACAAACGCAAGAGCAAAUUAAACAGCAUGAGGCGCUGCUGGGCGAGAUCCAAAAGUAUCAGACCAAUUUGGAUGACCUAAAUGCCAAGGGUCAGGCACAAAUUAAACGCUAUGAGCCGACAACGCCUGGCAUACGGCCGACCGUGGAGUCACAGCUGAAGAACAUACAGGACAGCUACAAUUCGCUGCUGCAGACAUCUGUACAAAUCAAGAAUCGCCUGCUCGAGUCGCUGGCCAAAUUCCAGGAGUACGAGGACACGCUGGACAACAUCAUGCGCAAUCUGGAGGCCUAUGAGCCAAUCAUACAAACUGAACUGGACGCACCAGCCACGAGCCUGGAGUUGGCACAGAAUCAGCUCAAGUGUGCCCAGGAUAUGCAAAAUAAACUGAACAAUGAAAAGUCCAGGCUGGCAGCAGCCGUCCAGGCAUGCGAAGCAGCCACAGCAUCUAUAAGCCGACCCAGCUCUCCUCUGGAGACAGCCAUGCAUGCCAUACCCGAACGUGAACUGAUCGUGCGCGCCAAGCUCGAAGAUCUGCUGGAUCAGCAACCGCCGCCAAAUACUCAGAGCUCAACCGACGACGACGCUGAUAACGAUCUCGACGUUGAGCUCAGCGAUGUGAAUGAGGCGCUGUUGGAUCCAAUUGCUCACGAGCGUAUUAGCAACUAUCGUCGCAUAGUACGCCUGAAUAGUGCACACGUGAGCAAGCUGAAUGCACUCGUCGCUAAGGUGCAAUCCCACUUGGGUGGUCUGACUGCAUCCGUUAGCGAACUGGAGCAACAGCAGAAGCAGCGCGCCGAGCUGCAGGAUUGGGUCAAGCGGCAACAGAGCUCUGUCUCCGAUUGGCUAAUGCGACCAUGCAAGCUGCGUCCCGAGGCCGCACAGCAGGAACUGGUUGCCAUGAACGAUCUAUUGAAUUCCAUUGGUGACAAGCGAUCGCAGCUGAUGCUCGAAAUGACAGGAUCACUGGGCGAUGAGGAUACGGAUCUGGAUGACAACAUUGACAAGCUGGAAUCGGAGCUCAUGGACGCCAUUGCCAAGAAGCAGGCGGGCCAAAAUGUCAUCGAUGGCUAUCGCCAGGGCAUGCAGGAUGUGCAGAACUGGUUUGAUACGUUGAUCAAGCGCAUGGAUGUGCUGGAUCGCGGCUCUGGCCUGAAUUGUGCCCAGAAAAUGGCAGCCAUCAAUGAGAUAAAGAACGAAUACGAGCUACAGGGCCAUCCCAAGAUACAGGAGCUCAAGGGCAAGGCCGCCCAGGUGGCUGAGGUCAUCAGCAAUCUGGAUGGUCAGCAGGUGGAGGAGCAAAUGAAGUCGUUGGAUCGUCGCUUUGCCGAUCUGGGCAAGCGCAUCGAUCGCAAGGCGCAGCUCUUGGAUGUGACCAACAAGGGCGUGGACGGUGCCAAGGGUGAAAUUGACCAACUGCAGCAAUGGGUGAAGCAGCAAAUCGAAGAGCUGCAAGCACCAGCGGCACUGGGCUAUUCGCCCAAGGAUGCCGAGGCGCGUCAGCAGAAGAUCAAGAGCCUGAUGAAGGAUGCGGAGGCAAAGCAAUCGCUGGCCGAUGUGCUGGACAAGCGCAUAGCCAACAUGCAGCCCGAACUGGAAUCGGCGGAAUAUGCCCAACUGGAGUCGGCGUUGCGUAAUCUGAAUAGCGAGAAUCGCAAUUUGUCUGGAGUGCUAAAGGCAGAAUUGGAUCGCGCUUUGGAGGCGAGCAAAGCACGCAAAGCGCUGGAGAAUGAUCUGGACAAGGCGCGUCAAUGGCUGAAGGCCAAAAUCUCUGAGGUGCGCAAAUUGCCCGUGUAUCAUCCGCUCACCUCCGCUGAGAUUGAGAAGAAAAUCGCGGAGAAUAAGAAAUACGAUGAUGAUGCCAAGCAAUUCAAUGACAGCGUCCUCAGCGAUGUACAGCGCCAAGCGGCGAACAUCAUGAAGGAUUGUGGCGAUGCCGACAAGGCAGCGCUGCAGCAGAUUCUGGAUGAAAUCGCCGCCGACUAUCAGACGCUUAAGGAUGAGAGCGGCAAGCGUGGCAAGUCCUUGGAUGAUCUGCUGCAGGGUCGCAAAGCAUUCGAGGACUCAAUGAAAAAGAUGGGCGACUGGCUGAACGAAAUGGAAACCGCAACCGAAAGUGAACUGCGCACCACCAGCCUGCCGGUGCUCGAGGAGCAGCUGGCCCACUACAAGAAGCUGCUGCAGAAUGCCGACAAUAUGGGUGGACUGAUUAACGAUGUGUCCGAGCAGGGCAAGAGCAUUUUGCCCACGCUGAGCAAUGCGGACAAGCUGAAGCUCAACGAUGACAUCAAGAACAUGAAGGAUCGCUAUGGACGCAUCAAGCAGACCAUCGAUGAUCGCGUCAACGCGCUGGGUGAUCACAUCAAGAAGUACAAGGACGCCAAGAACAGACUGGCCGACUGCAGUCAAUUCCUGGGCAACAUACAGCAGCGCAUGCGCGAACUGAACCGACCCAUUGGCUCCCGGAUCGAGGAUGUGCAGGAUCUACUGGGCGCCUACGAGGGCAUACUGAAGGAGCUGAAGGAUAGCAAACACAAGAUGGGCGACAUGCAAAUGGAUGAUCUGCCCGAAUUGCAGAGCAUUCUCACACAGCAGGACGAUAUGAUUAAAUUGAUUGAGGAUCAGUUGGCGCAUCUGCGUCAGCUGCUGAUGCUGCGCGAGCAAUUUAUUGCCCUGAUCAAUGAGAUAAUCGCCUUCAUUAUGAAGUACACCGAUGUCAUUAUCGACAUAGAGAACUCACCGGACAGCCUCGAGGAUAAGAUCAAUAAAUAUGACGAUGUUAUUGUCAAGAUACAGGAAUGCGAGGGCCUCUUGGCCUCGGCCAACGAUAAGGGCCAGAAGAUUGCCUCCGAGGGCAAUGCUGCGGAUAAGAACAGCAUCACCGAGCAGCUGCAAUCCUUGAAGAAUCAGUUGCAGAACCUGCGCAAGGCCGUGGAAUCGCAGCGCCAGAAGCAUCAGCUACAGCUCGAAUCUCACAAGAAGAUGGCCGCCGAUCUGAGCGAAAUACUCGACUGGCUGCACAACAAUGAAGGCAUUGCCAAGUCCCGGCCCCUGCUCGAUCGCGAUCCCGAGUCCGUGGAACGCGAACUCCAGAAGCAUCACGCCCUGAGCAAGGACAUCGAUGCCCAACUGCAAAAGUUCAAUCGAAUCAACGAGAGCGUCAAAACGGAUGUGGGCAUGCCCAGCUCCCUGCUGGAAAUGCUCUCCGAGGGUCGCUCACUGGUCGCCUCGCUGCCUCAUGAGCUGGAGGAGCGCGAAAAGUAUUUGAAGAACAAUCGCGACUCGCGCCUGGAGUAUAUGCAGCUGGUGGCCAAGUUCAACGAUUGGGUGCACGAGGCUGAGCUGCGCUUGCAGAACAGUCAGCAUGGCAUUGACUACGAGCAUCUGAUGCACGAUCUGGACGAGCACAAGAUCUUCUUUGGCAACGAGGCGCCCAUACGCAAUCUGGUGCACAAGCAAAUCCAGGAGGCAUCCGACAAGAUUUGGUCCUCGCUCAACAGCUACGAACAGUCCGAGCUGUCGGCCGAGCUGACACAGUUCCAGACCAAGCUGGCCAACACCUUGGCCAAUGCCAAGACCCAGCAAAGCGAGCUGGAAAAGGAAGCGGAACGCUGGCGCGAAUAUCAACAGUCCAUCGAUCGCGUCAAGGCCACCAUUGAGCGCACCAAGUUCAACGAUGAGCCCGUCCAGAAUCUGGCUGGCCUGCACUUUAAUAUUCAGAAGUUGUCGCAUGCCAUUGGCAAUGUACAGAGCCAAAACAGUGACCUGUCGCUAGUGAAUCAGCAGGCGCAGUCGCUCAUACGCCAAGCGGACGCACGGAAUCGCCAACUGAUUGAGCAGGAUAACGCUGCCCUUAACCGUGACUGGCAGGACCUGGUGCAUAGCCUGGAGCAGAGGCGCGACAAGUUGCAACAGUUGGCCGAGCAUUGGGAUAGCUUUGAGAACGGCUUGCACGGCUGGGAGAAGGCAUUAGGUCGCUUGGAGGAUAAGUUCCGAAAUGUCGAUCCAACUGUAAGGUCGCGACGUCAUUUGGAAGAUACAAAGAAUGCCAUUCAGGAACUGCGUGAAGAAUCAAAUGAACUUAAAUCAUCACAUAAAGAAAUCGAGGCGCUCUCAAAAUCCAUCCUCACAUUCCUUGGGGAAGUACACAAACCCUCGGCGGAGGCCAUACAGGCCAAAGUGGAUAAGUUAGUCGAACAGCAAUCAAAAUUGAACGAUACGCUACGCGAUAAGGAUCAACAGGUUAGCAAGGAUCUCGAGGAGAUCGAGCAAGUGUUCCGCCGCAUCUCACAGCUGCAGGACAAAUUGAACGCACUACACGAACAACUGCAGUCGGUACACGUCUACGACGAGCAUAUUGCCCAAACGGAACAGGUCCUCAUCACACUCAAUAGCCAGGUGCAGCAGGCCGGCGAGGAGAGUCGUGCGCUUGUCGCGCAAACCCAAGCGCUCUAUCAGACCAAACAGAAUCAGCUGCCCAGCGAUAUUGCCCAGGAGUUUACCGCACUCGAACUGUUAGCGGAACGCGUACAGGUGACCAUGGAGACCAAAGAGAAGGAUUUCAAGCGCGCCAAGACCGUGCGCACCGACUAUUUGGCCGGUGUGGAUGAGAUCCAGCGCUGGCUGCUGCAGGCCGAGGUGCAGGUGCAGGAGCGCACACUGGAGCCGACACAAAUGAAGGAGCUGCUGCAGCGCAUCAAUCAGGAAAUUGGCGCCAUCUAUGAACGAUUCACGCUGGUCAAGACCAACGGUCAGCUGAUCAUUGAGAACUGUCGCAACAGCGAGGAGAAGACGCUGGUGCAAUCGACCAUUGAUCAGCUGGCCGCGCAGCUAGCCCAAGUUCGCGGCUGGUUGGAUGAGAAGAAACAGGCUGUUGGCGAUAGCCUCGACGCCUGGACACGGUUCAUGAAUCUGUAUCAGAUUGUCAUGUCCUGGGUGGCGGAUAAGCGCACGUUCAUUGAUCAAACCAUUGAGCUGCGCACCCUGCCCGAGGCGCGAACCAAGCUAAACGACUAUGCGGCGGCUGUGAAGAGUAUUAAACCGAUUGUGAAGCAUUUGAGCGAAAUGGAUAAGGAACUGGAACACAUUGGUCAAGUGACGACCGUGGGCGAUCUCAAGGAUAAGCUGCAACAGGCCGAGGAUGCGAAGAUAGCCGUGGAAGCAGUGCUGCUGGAGAGGAACUCACUGCUGCAGGAGGCCUGCGAGGAGUGGGAUCAAUGCGAGCGCAAGAUCAAGGACAUACGCGCCUGGCACGAGAAGACCAAACAAACAUUGGACUCCUCGCCGCAGCAAAAGAAGCCGCUGCGCGAUCAAUUGGGCUACUGCGAAAAGACUCUGGCCGACAUAAAUGUGCAAAAAACCAAACUGAGAUUGUCUAUUGAAAAACUGGAGGUACACUUCCGCAACGGCAUGGGCGGUGAUCCGCGCCUGAGCGAGAAUGUUGACGAUUUGGUGCGCGUGCUCGAUGGUCUGGGUGAACUGGUCAAAGCCAAAUCUCAGAGUCUCGAGCAGACGCUAGCCCAAAUCGAUGUCUAUCAACAGCAAAUGCAAACGCUGCGCCAGCGUAUUAUACAGGAGGAGCAGCAGCUGCGUCUGGUCAUGGCGCCCACGUACUUGCCGCACGAUCGUGAGCGCGCAUUAGCCGAGCAACAGGAUAUAAUCACGCAAGAACUCGAAGAACUUCUACAAUCGCUGUCAACCGUCGAGGAUGGCAUUGGGAAUAUGAGCCACAGCAGCUUGGAGGGCAUGCUACAAGGAUUGAAGCUAAUCCAAAGCAAUCUGCAAGUACAUGAGAAGGAAGCGCUACAUCUCAAGGAUCAAGCAAAGGCAUUGCCCACAGAUCCUGGAACAGAGCGUUUGCUUAACGAGACCGCAGAUCGCAUCGAUCUGCUGCUGAGGCGCACACAGCAAGGCAUUACCAUGAUAGCCAACGCCAUGCAUGGGCAGAAGAAGCGUGAGCAGGAGAUCGACGAGUACCAGCAGCAUUUGCUGGAGCUGGAACGCUGGAUCAAUGAGGUUUCCGCCGAAUUGGCCUCGUUCGAGCCAACAACGGACAGCAGCACCGAUGAGCAGGUGCUCAAGACUCAGGUGGAGCGCAGUCAGCAAUUGCUGCGCACUCUGAAGGAACGGCAACAGUCCAUGGAUGAUUUGGUCGACCAAACACGAGAGCUUCAGGCUCAUCCCGACGUCGCCCCGUUGGCCGAUACGCUGAUGGAGCAACUGCAGAGCAUUCUAAUCAUAUUACGUGAACAGAUCACCGUUGCGACUACGCGUAUCUUUACCAUUGAGAAACGAAUCGUGGAUCUGCGCAAGGCCAAGAGCGAGGAUGCACAGCGUCAGCGCGUGCUGGCGGAUGCCCAAAUACUGGCACCAAUUGCUGCAAGUGCAGCGCCUGAAUCCAUAGAGUCCAAUGAAAACACUCUAGACUCGAGCUCAAUGCCUGAGGAGGAGAUCAAGCCCGCGGGUGUUUAUGUGGAGACGCAGACAUCGCUGAGCUUGCAACAACCUCAGCCGCAGAUCGCCACAAGUAAUGUGGAGGCGCAGACUAGCUUCCAGGAACCGCAACCCGUGGUGGCCAUAGAAACCGCCGAGGUAGCACUGCAAACACUCAAGGAGCGUCCACCCACGGAAAACAUAAUGGUCACUCAAACCGUACAGCAUGGUCAGGAGACAAUACAAAUUGACACACAGCUGAACGAAAAUGUACCGGAACAGACCGAGGAUGUGCAGAUCGAGGCGCGUUACCAUCAGCAACCCAAGGGCGAUGUGGAUCGUGCCACCGAGCUGAUACUUAAGAAUGUGCCGCAGGCUUUCGAAACUACAUUUGUCGAACCAGACGAGACCACAACCGAGGUGGUUGUCGGCGCCGAUGGCACCAAGCAUAUUGUCUUGAAAAAGGUCACCCGGAUGCGUCAACAAAUUGUGCAACAGCAACAGAUUAGCUCCAUUGAGACAGUCAGCGAUGCCGAUGGCAAUAUUGAAGUGCAGUCAACAGGUCAAAUAAACUUGGAGAAUGUGAAGACCACAGACACGUUUGGCGAUCCACAACAGAGCACUUACCGCACCGUAGUCACGCAGCAAACGCGUGCCACCCUGUUGGAUGGUUCCCAGCCGGAGACCGUGACGGUCAGUGAGUUCGAGACGGAGCCGGUGAUUGAGCAGUAUGAGCAGCUGUUAAGCCCCGAUGCGGAUGGCAAAAUGCAGCCAUUCCGCGCGGCAGCUGGACAGUCUACGCUAGAUAAUCAGGGUACCAGAAUACAAGCUGUAAUGCAGCAGGUGACCCGUAAGAUUAUACGCAAGACCCGAAAGAUAAUCAAGCGUGUGGUCAUCAUUGAUGGCAAGGAGCAUGUGACUGAGGAGGUGGUUGAGGAGCCCGAGGAGAUUGAGGUGACUGAGGAGGAGACUAUGCCACAUAUCGAUGUCAAUAUUGUGCGUACGGUGAAUGGAAAAGUGGUGAGCGAAGAGGAAUUCCAGCGCAUGAUGCAAGAACCAGGCGUGGUCAUCGAAGAAGUUGCAACGGAUCUGUCAUCACAGACAGUAGAACCGCAGCAACAGGUAUUUGAUAUUGAGUCUAUCAACAUCUCCAACACCACCACCACAACCACACAACAAGAACAACCACUCGAUAAACAGACACAACCACCAACAACAACAAAAACAACUGCAAUUACAAGAGAAACGACAAAAGCAGCACCUGUAGAAUUGCCAGCACCUCAAGUAGACAUUGAAGAAAUCGUAAAUGUUGCCCCUAUCAGUCCCGUUAAUGUUGCAGCUGCGGCAGUAACUGAACCUACAGCCCCCACCACCACAACAACAACAACGACAAUCACAGCUACAACAACAGAGAGUCAGCCUGUGGUGGAAGAUAUCAAGGAAAUUUGGCCACUGGAACAUCAUUUGCAAACCACAAACAUCGAUUUCUCGGAGCAUGCCGAAGAGCUGGCACCGCCAGCUGCUUCCAGCCCAGAGCCAUCAAUGCCCGUGGAAACCAUUUGGCCAACUAGUCCUGAAACUGGCAACUCUGUCACCCUGGAAUCGUAUGCAUUUGAGCCAGCGUUGCCAACAGCUGUGAGCAUCAAAUCCGAGUCUGAGCCGGCACCACAAAAGACUGAAACAACGCCGGAGCAGCCAGUGGCUAAGCCCAAGACUGACGUAGAAACCUUCCUAGCAGCUGAACAAGCACAUGCUCAACCCGAUAAGAAAGAGUCUGAAAAAGCUGAAACAGCAGUACCAGCCGAGCAAGCACAACCACAAAAGGUAGCGCCUAAAGAACCUGUCACAGAAGUGCCAUCCAUCAACAUCGCCGAUAAACAAUCGGAUAUACCUCAAAAGGAUAUACGUGUGGCCACCCAGCUUUUCAUUUCUGAAGAGGCAGCCGCCUCAGCGUCGCCACGCAAGACUUACCAGAUAACAGCACCCUCUGUAGAAGCCACUGGAGCUGGUGUACUCAAGGUAGCCAUGGCAGCAACCUCAGAGCUUGUUGAAUCCAUUGGCAUGUCACCCGCUAAGGUAACCAUGUCCAUUGUGGAGACUGUCACAGCGCCCCUGGAGCACGACGAAGACGCGUCCACGAAGCGAAGUCGAAAGAAAAAGAAGAGAAGAGAUGAGGAAAAAGCCAAGAGUGAGCAAGUACCAGAACCAAAGCCGCAGCCCGUGCACGAAACUGUCAAAGUGGCAGAGGUAAAAACAAAGUUAGAAGAGGAGGCAGCGCAUGUACCGCUCUCACCCGAGAAGUCGCCACGUAGAGACACCAUCACCCCAGAAUCGGAAGACAAAGUAUGCCACGAAUCGAUUGUGGAGAUAAGCACAGAGAGUGAUUUGUCGAGCAUGGAUAUGGGUCAGACCGUCAAGGUGGUCGAAGAUUCGAUUAUACCCUCACCCACAGAGCAGUCACGUACUCCAAUUACGGAACUGGUUAUACCCACAGAGGUUGUCGAGCUGGCAGUACUUGAAGAUGAGGAGCAGCAAACGAGUCCGCGUGCACCCACGCCAACAACUGCCGAACAGGAUAUUAAAUCUUCGCAGACAUCACCACAGCACAAACCCAAACUGGAUGAAACAGCGGUGCAAACGAGCCUUGAUGUACGUCCGGAUAACCAGGAGACCGAAUCGCAGACGAUCAUUGUGGAAAUUACUGAAACUGAAGCCCAGACAACACCACGCGGUGACGACGACAAACCUGAGCCCGUCGAGACAUUUAGCACAGAAAUUCAAACCGAUGAGAAUGGUCAGCCCCGGCAAACCGUCGAAAUUUCUAGCCAAACGAUUAUAACGACAACAACCGAAAAGGAGCUGCAAACGACGCCCAAGGAAUCGCCGCGCCUAGCUGAAUCAAGUAGCGACCACGUGGUCGACCCACUUGUUAAAGAUUUGGUUAAAGACAUGACCAUCGAUUUGCCUGUGCCCACAAAGGAGCAGUCCACCGUCACAGAGGUAACCACCACCAAGGAGACUCACAUGCAAACAGCAACGCCAGAGCCAACGGAAUUGAGCAGGCCUGAAGCCGUAGAUGUGAGCGAUGUGCUGGUGCAGACCACACCACGUGAGGAGCCACAGCCAAUUUCGCUUGAAGACAAUUCCUUGACAGCUACAUCUACUUCAGAGCCCUACGAGCUGGAGGUGAAAACUACAGUGGCCAUACCGGCCGAUUCCGAUGCAUCUACAGUGGAGCCUACGCUAUAUGAAUACACGCAAACGAUGCAGCUGCCCAAGCCUGAAAAGAAAUCCAAAAAGGACAAAAAGGACAAAAAGAAACAAAAGGGCAAGUCUGUGCCGGAGCCAACGCAAGAGGCGGAUCCACAAAUUAGUGUGACCGUAGAAAUUGCACCCGAACUGCUGACUGAAUCUGGAAUAGAACUCUCCACCAAUCAGCAAAUCGAAGAGGUGCCACAUCUGCCGCCAGUAUCCGACUCUGAGCCCACCGAGGUUGUUGAUCCGCAAAGGCCACAGCGUGUGCAAUUGCAAAUCACAAAGACCACAGUCUACGAUGAAUAUCCUGAUUUGCCGGUGCAUAUACUCGAACAGAACAAGGUUAGCAUUGCCUCGCAACAGCAAGGCAAGCCACGCAGUCGACCCACAUCUUCGGUGACCAUUGAGGAGGUUGCUUCGCCAACGGAGGAGCUGGUGGUGCCCAUUACGCCGGGUCCAGAUAAUCUGGAUGAAAAGAAUAUAUGGCUAACGGCAACGACCAGCUCGACUGAGGACAGCACGCCGAUGGAUUCCUCUGAAGCGCUCAUCAGGAGCGAGACUUUGCAGCUGUAUCCUGGUAAACAACAACAACAGCAACCGAAGCUGACCUGGGCAGAGACCAAGGAGGCAAUUGGCAGUCGCAUAAGGCAACUGAAACAGGCGACGCCACAGCAGUCAACACCAUUGAGCGAUGUCCUUCACCUGGCCACACUAUCCGAGCAGAUCAAGCAGGUGCCCACCGAACAGCGCUUGCUGGAGGUCAACGAAGGAUUGAAGAACUUGGAUGUGGCCAUAAGCAGUAGAGAUAAAACGAUUAUACACACCACAGUCAUAACUGUCAUUGAGAAGGUCUCCACCUGGCUGGAAACCAUCGAGUAUCGCGUGUAUCUCAUACGGCAGAACUCGAAUGAAGGUCCCUCGGAACAGAAACUGGACAACUACAAUCAGCUGAACGAGGAGCUGCACACAAUCAAAGCGAAUGUCCAUCAGCUCGAGCGAGGGGUCGGCCAAACGGAUAAACCAACACAGUCGGAGCUGCUGCAAUAUGUGGACACGCUCAAAGAGCACAUCGAUGCUGUGGAGCAGGUGACCCAACAGAGUCAGGCCCAGGAUAGCAAGGAUCUGGACAAGUGGCACAACUUUGAGCUGCUCUACAGAGAAGUUUCCACAUCGUUGGACUUCCUGCAACAACGGUACGAACAGGCGCUCAACGGGGAACAUCCGCUCUCCCAGAAGCUGGCACUUCUCGAUGAGCUGGACCGGCAGCAUACGGCAGGCCAGCAGCAGUUGGAACAACUGAUGCAGACUGCCCGCUUCUUCCAGCGAGAUUUCCCCAAUAAGAAAAUACCACAGGGUGUGUACAACGCCUUUGAGAACAGCAAGAAUAUUGGCAACAACAUCGAGACAGAGCGUGAUCGUCUGCUUCAGCUGCAGUCACUGGCCGAGGAGUACGAGCAGACGCUCAAGGAGUUCACCAAUAUCACGGUGCUGGCCGACAAAAUGAUGGAGAGCCCAAUUGUGUCCAGUUCCCUGGAGCUGCUCAACCAUGAGGUGCAAAAACAGCGCAAAUUCUUUGUCAAUCUGAGCCACUGUCGCGCCAUGCUGGAGUCGCUCGAGGAGAACAUUGAUAGCGAGACGCGCGAGAAGCACUCGGAGUUGCACAAGCAGCUCUACCAGAAGGCCACCCAGCUGCUAGAGCGUGCUUCGGAGCGUUCCUCAAAGCUGGUGCAGGCCGCCUCGCGCUGGACAGUGCUGGAGAAGGGCAUGCGCGAUGAGCUGCAGUGGUUGCAGGUGGCACAGCAACGUGUGCCAGAUCUGUCGGCGGUUACCUCCGCCGAUUAUGAUCAGUAUGCGACGCUCUAUCAAUCCCUGAGCAAUGACAUCUCUCAUCAUUAUGUGAAGAUGACGCAGCUCUCGGGCAUUGCCAACAAAAUGCAGCUGCUGGUGCAGGCGCCCAAUUUGGUUGAGGAAUCGAAUGAUGCCCUCAUUGUGCUGCUCAAGCUGCGCGAGGAGGUGGCGCUCUACUUGCACCGCCUGCUGGUCUUCAAGGAGAUCUGGGUGCAGUACGAACAGCAGACAGAGAAAAUGGAGGCAUUUGUACGCGAAGCGGAGCAGGAGCUGCGCCAAAUCCAUAUACCCACACAACCCACAGAGGAGCCCAUACCCCAUAUGCGGCAAUUCUGGGAGAUUAAGGCGCGCUUCGAGCUGCAUAAUAACAUACGCAACGAUGCGGGACAUAGCCUGGAGAAAUCCCUCCAAGUCAUACCACUGGCCGAUGAGAUGCUCCAGCGCCAGUUCCAUGCCCAACUCGAGGAUCGCUGGCAGGCGGUGGCCCAGGCCAUUGAGCUGAUACAGCACAACAUUGUCGAGUGCUUGUCCUCGGAGGAUAUGCCCGCGGAUGAAAAACUCAAGUUGGUGGAGCGCGAGCUACAGGAAAUCUACCUGACCAUGACCAGCAUGAAGGGCGUUAUCAAAAACGAGGAGGAGCUCUGCUUGUACAUUGAGCGUGUCCAGGUGCUGCGCACACGCGUUGGCUUCAUUGGCAACGAGCUGGGCCGCAUUGGACUUCAGGAGCCGGCAAUUGAACCAGAAAAAGUGGGCGAACUUUUUGCGCUCUCGCACAAAAUAACCACACAAAUUGCCGAGGAGCUGGAGUUCGCCUCCGUGCUGCGAGAUCAGCUGCAGGCCAUACACGAGGGCAUCAGCAAUCAGCGCAAGCACCAGGCCAAAAUCUCUGUCAUAUUGGACGAAUGCGAGUCCGCCGAGCGCCAAGGCGCGGAUAUCAUAGAGAAAGCCGUCGCCGAUUGCCAAAAUGCGGGCGAGGAGCUCGUUGCCAGCUGGCAGGAGAUAAUGCGCUUACGCCAAAUGCUGCACACGCUGCCCAUGCGGCUGAAGAUGUCCGUGUCGCCCGUGAAGCUGGAACGCGACAUUUCCCAGCUGCAGGACGAUCAUGCCUUCCUCGAGAGCAAGUGCACCAAUAUUAUGGCCAUCCUACGUAAUCGCUUGGCCUUAUGGCUACGCUACGAACGUCAGCUGGAACUGGUGCACGACUCUGUUCAGGAGACGGACUUCAUGAUGGAACUGAUACGCGUGCACGGCCAGGUCGACUAUGAGCGCCUGCGUAAGGCCACCGAGAGAUUAGAGGGACUUGCGGGCGAUCUGCACAGUCGAGAGCAGCUCUUGGACGAGCUUAAGGGCGCCGCCAAACCGUUAAUCGAGAGCUGCGAUGUACAAAUUGUCGAGCAAAUUGAAUCGUCCGUGCAGGAUGCGGUAGUCGCCUGGCAUGAUACCACCGAGAAUCUGCAACAGCUUUGCACACGCUACCAGCGGGCCGUCGAGCUCUGGGACAAGUAUCGGAACGCCUCAGCAGCGGUCAAGAGCUGCAUCGACCAGCAAAUGGACAGCGUCAAGUCCUUCGAGCAGCCCUUGGAUGCCAUGCAACAUGCCAAGGUCUGUCAGGACAAUCUGAGCACACAGAAUGAUCGCCUCUUGGAGCUGCGCGACAUUGUGGCCAAGAUAGCCGCCGAUGUGGGUCUGGAUGCCUCUUCGCUAAUGCAGGGCGAACUGGAUGCGUUGGGCCAGCGUUUGGCCGAAUGCAAGGAUGCGAUAACGACGCUGGCGAAUGUGGCCGAGACGCAGGAUAAGGAGCGCAAGGAGCUCGACAAGGAAAUGACACAGGCCAAGGUCUACUUCAACAAUGUGCAGCAGGAUAUUGCGCGCGGUGAGCCGAGAACGCCCAAGGAGAGCGAGGAGCAGUUGGCCGCGCUGCGAGCCCAUCUGCAGACGCUGGCCCGCACCGAGGAGCAGCUGCGUCAGCUGCGCGAACGCCAGCAGAACAACAAUGAGCUGGCGUCGAGCGGCUCUGCCGCUGCCGCCGUUGCCGACGAUAGCAUCCUGGAGGUGCUGGCGAUGUGGCAGAAGAUAUUCCAGGAUACGUUCCAGGAGUACCAUCGCCUGUCGACGCGCCUGGCGCGCACCCAGAACAGCUCGGAGGCGUUGCGUUUGUGGCGUCAGUAUUUGCAGCAUGUGCAGUCGUUCCUCGCCUGUGCCAUACCCGAGGAUUACAGCAGCCUGCGCGAGCAGCAGCAGCUGUGUGCCAUACACCAGAACCUGCUCAUCUCGCAGCAGAGCGUGCUCGCCGAGACGCCGCUCGAAUCGGAGCUCUCGGAGCAGUACAAGGCGCUGACCAAUCUGCACAACGAGACCCUCUCGCGCAUUAUGCAGCGCAACGAGGAGCUGGAGCGCCGUGUCAGCGGCUGGAAUGCCUACCGGCAACAACUGGCCGCCCUGCUCGACUGGCUGCGCCAGCGCGAGGCGGAACGCAAUGCGCUGCAGCUGCGCUACAUACACCUGAAGCGCGUGCCGCACCUGAAGGCGCGCCUGGACGCAUUGCUGCUGCAGCUGACACGUGGCGAGCAGCAGAGCGCCGCAUUGAAGGCACAGCAGCAGGAGCUGCUCAAGUACUGCGACGAUGCGCUGGCCACCGCGAUGCGCAUGGAGCAGGCGAGCAUCAAUCAGCGUAUUAGCAAUUUGCGUGCCGCCCUCGAGACCUGGCAGAACUUCCUCAAGCGCAUCAAGCAGCUCGGGGAGUCGUAUGAGCAGCGUGUCCAGCAAUUGCAGACGGAGUUUGGCAAGGCACAGGAGCUGCUCGACAGCAGCUCGGGUGAUGCACUGCCCACGGCGCCCGCCGAGAUUGAGCAGCGUCUGGUUGCGCUGAGAGCGAAACGUCUCCAACUAGGCGCUCAGACGUUCGCGCUGGAGGACCUGACGGUCAGCCAGGAGGAGCUGAAGGAGUGCAUCAGUCCGCACGACAUGAAGGCCAUACGCCAGCGCAGUUUCCUGCUCUGGCAGCAGCAUGCCGAUCUCGACUACCAGCUGGCCGUGCUCAUCAAUGCCAUCGAGGAGCGUCUGUCGCUGCUCUCCAACUACCAGGUGCGCUAUGAGCGCAUCACCCAGUGGCUGCGCACCCUCGAGGAGCGUGUGGAGCGCGAUGCCGAUGUCGCGGCCAUGGCCAAUCCGGAACAGGCAGCCAAACAGCUGGAGCACCAAAUCAAUGGCGAGCUGCAGCUACGCGACAAGGAGCGAGAAUGGCUGCUCUCCACCAGCCGGGAGCUGCUGGCUCUCUAUGCGGAUGCCACGCCCCAGGCGCAGCAGGUGCGCAGCCAGGUGCAGCAGCAGAGCGAUGCACUGAUCGAUCGCUGGAAUCGGCUCAAGUUCCUGUGCAAGCAGCGCGCCACGAAAAUUGGCGAACUGAAGCAAACGCUGAUGCGACUGGAGGAGCGCAUAGCACUCAUACGUGCCUGGCUCUUCGAUGUGGAGUCGCAGCUGGACAAGCCGAUCAGCUUUGACAACUACACGCCCAACGUGAUCAAGGCCAAGCUGAGCGAGCACGAGCAGAUCCAGCGUUCCAUUGAGCAUCAUAGCAGCAAUGUGGGCGAGGUACUCAACCUGGUCGAAAUGCUGCUCAGCGAUGCGGACAGCUGGCGCACCCAGGUGAACACCACGGGGUUGGCCUCAUCGGCUCAAAAUCUGGAGCAACGCUGGAAGAACGUGUGCAGCCAGUCGGCGGAGCGUAAGGCUCGCAUCCUGGCCACAUGGAAUUCGCUCCAGGAGCUGAUCAAAAUGACCACCGAGCAAAAGUCCUGGCUGGCCAAACAGGAAACCCAACUCUCUAGCUUUGAGCGCGACCAGAAAUACGUGAGCAAACAAAAGCUGGACGAACGCCAGCAGGCCUUGCGCGCCAAGCUAUCCGAACUGGAAGCCGAGACUGUCCGUCUGCGCCAGCUGGAACAGACGUAUGCCUGCCUCACAAUGAGCCCGGGCGUCGAGCCCGAGAACAUCCAGAAGCUGACGCUGCCCACCAAGGUGAUGAUGAGCAAGUGGCGUCUGUUGACGCCCCGUUGCCACGCCCUGCUGGAUGCCAUUGACAAGGAUGCCAAGCUGAUGCGAGACUUUAACACGGCCCAGCUGGAGCUGAACAAAUCGCUGGCGAGCAUACAGAAGGCGCUCGAGCAAGUGCCCAAUGCCGAGGAUCAGCAGGUGGCCAUGGAGGCGACGGUGGUGCUGCAGCGCUUGGACGGACUGGAGCGCAAGCUUCAGCUGGCCGAGCAGCAGGUGCAGCAAGCCGAUGCCCUGGGCAAGGAGGCCGAACUGCGCAGCAAACAGCAGCCGGUGCAGCUGAAGCAGCUGCUUAAACUGGUCGCCGAAUACACGACCCUCUGGCAGACGGUGCAGAAGAAUCUGGUGUUGCUCAAGACCAGCUGGCUCGCCCGUGCCACCAAGGAGGGCGCGGCGGCAAUCAGUGAGGCGCACGCCAGCGUCCAGGUGGACACGUUGUCGCAGCGCAAGCUGCGCCAGGCGCAACUGCAGCGGGAAACGUCCAUAACGGCCAAGGAUGCGUACAUCAUGGAGCUGCAGACGGCCAUUGUCGAGUGCCAGAACAAUCUGGACGAGCUGCAGCGCACCAUUGUGGACAAGACGCGCAAGCCGGGCCCGCAGAAGAUUGCCAAGCUCUUGGGCAACGCCCAGUCAUCCACGGAGCUCGUCAAGCAUCUCAGCCAUUUGCUGUUGACCGAAUGCCAUGCGGACAAUCAAUCAGCCCAGGUGGACACCGUGUCAGAGCUGGCGCUGCGCUUCGAUACGCUGCAGUCGCAGUGGAAGGCGCGCCAACAGCACGAUCAGAAUGCAAGGUGCCUGCUACCUGCUGCCUACAAAUACACAUGCAUACAUGAGGUCGGCCGUUUAACGUGUCCGCUCUGCACGCAACGCAAUUGGCAGCAGAUCGACAACGAUCUGUGGCGUCUGGAGCAGUGGCUGCAGUUCGCCGAGAGCAUACAGAAGGCCCAGACGGGGCCGCCCUCGAAUAUUGAACUGCUCGAGGAUGUGACACAGGAUCAUCGCGAGUUCUUGCUGGAUCUGGAGAGUCACAAGUCGAUCAUCUCGUCGCUGAAUGUGGUCGGAGAUCAUCUGGCCACGCACACCAUGGACACGGAGAAGGCGCGACAGUUGCGCGCACGCCUCGAGGCGGACAACGAGCGCUGGAAUAACGUGUGCAUCAAUGCCACCAAAUGGCAGGGUCUGCUCCAGACGGCGCUCAUGGGCAACAGCGAGUUCCAUCAGACCAUCGAUGAGCUGGUCGACUGGCUGCAGCGCACCGAACAAAACAUCAAGGCCUCCGAGCCCGUCGAUCUCACCGAGGAGCGCAGCGUCCUCGAGGCCAAGUUCAACAAGUUCAAGGAUCUGCGCGCCGAACUGGAGCGCUGUGAGCCGCGCGUUGUCAGCCUCCAGGAUGCCGCCGAUCAGCUGCUACGCUCUGUCGAGGGAUCCGAGGAGCAGUCACAGCACACCUAUGAAAGAACCCUUUCCAGGUUGACCGAUCUGCGUCUCCGGCUGCAAUCGCUGCGUCGCCUCUCCGGCAUUUACAUCGUCAAGCUGGGCGCCGUGCUCGGCUACGAGGGCGACAAUCUGGGCGUGCCGCUGCAAAUGUUGUCGAAUGAGCUUUUGGAUAAUACUACAUUAUCAACCUCUUCUAUGCAGGCCGCCGCACCCAACACAGAAAAUGCAAACCGCACCAACACCGAUGGCGAUGCUGCCGAUGGCGAUGUCAUCAAUACCACGGUACUGGCCCGCGGUGCACGAUUCCUCGGGCGCGUUGCACGUGCCUCCCUGCCCAUACAGGCGCUCAUGCUGCUGCUUUUAGGUGUGGCAACACUGGUGCCCCACGGUGAGGACUACACGUGCAUGUUCUCCAACACAUUCGCCCGCAGCCUGGAGCCAAUGCUCUCCUAUCCGCACGGCCCGCCGCCAACGUAAUUGUCAUUGGAUUAGUGCAAUAAAUUCACAGUAAAAACCAAAUAAAACAAAACAAAUAACCAAAUGUAACCACAGAACAGAAUCCAAUACGAAUAUGCCUUUCAAAUUAAAAACAAAACAUAUGCAAAGAAAUAAGCUAAUGAAUGAAAGUAACCCCCGCGCAGUAUACAAAAAUGCAAAAUUCUUGUUCAAGAUUUAAGAUAUAACCAACCUAGCGUCGAGUCGAGUGUGUUAUGUCCUGUAAAUUUUUGUAAUUUUCCACAAUUUGAAUGAAAAAGAAAGCAAACCGUGUAUUUUAUUUUUGGUAGCUACAGACAAACAUACCGAAAUAAAUAUGUACAUAAUAUGUUAUGAAUAACCAAACCCAACAACUCGACGAGCAUAUACUAUAAAGAAACACUUGAUAAAAACAAAAAAACUGAAAAAUCAAAAUGAAAAUGAAAAUGAAAAUGAAAACUAACGACAUGUAACGAAACACUUUUACAACAAAACAUAAAAGUAACUUAUAUUAACGAUAUAUACAUUAUACAUAUAUAUUUGCACAGCAAACAUUUAUAUAUAUAUAUAUAUAUAUAAACUAUAUAUAACCUAUGCCCCAAAUUAUAAAGCCCAACAUUAUGUAUAUAAAAACUAAGUUGAGACAGAAAAAAAAACGAAAGCAAAAAAGGAAAAAAAAAUACGCACACACGAAAAUAUUAGCUCAGAGUAGCGCACGUUUCUCCCGAGAGCAGCUGCAGCUUGAGGCCAGAUCUGGCAAAUCUCGUGGAACAUUUUUGCCCGGCCUGGCCACAAGCUGACGCUGCCUCUCAGGCUGGCUAGCGGACAAACCUCAAGACAAACCAUGACCCACAUAGACCAACUGCCCAGAGUGCUGGCCAAAAGUCUUCGUACGCCGAGCACGGCUGCACGUUCAUCUCCCAAAUUCAGGACGUGGCAGCCUGUCCGGCGUGUUGGCUUUUGGACGACGCCCUGGGCGCUAGACAGCCGACGCCGCCAGAGGGUUAGCUGCCCCAAGCCAAGCUCUCUCCCACGGCUUGGGAGCGGCUGCAUAUUGCGCACCGGCCACAGGUGUCAACCCUCGCCCAAAGAUCCGGCGGCACAGGCUGUCUCACCUCAAAGCAUUCCUGAACUCAUUUCCAAAAUUCGUACCAUAGACAAAACUCGAAACUCUAGCCGACUAGAGCCAAUGCCCUAACCUGGUUGGGGGCAACGUGCGCGAAAGGAGCCUUGAAUAUAUAAACGAAGCAAGUGUCCUAUGCCGGUGCUAAACCAAACUAUAAACAAUUUUUCACAAUACAAAAAUUGUAAUGUUGCGUAUAAAUAAAAUGCAUAAAAAAAACCUUGAAAAAACAAAAAAAAAACAAAUUGCAAAA
Messenger RNA from Drosophila montana, 38270 nucleotides. RefSeq names its product Muscle-specific protein 300 kDa (gene Msp300). The transcript is spliced from 28 exons. NCBI's taxonomy places the organism in Eukaryota, Metazoa, Arthropoda, Insecta, Diptera, Drosophilidae. The record is from RefSeq and is a predicted model, not a curated record. Gene Ontology annotation, molecular function: actin filament binding. Gene Ontology annotation, biological process: nuclear migration. Bases 16 to 36897 code for a protein of 12293 amino acids. Gene Ontology annotation, cellular component: cytoplasm; nuclear outer membrane; meiotic nuclear membrane microtubule tethering complex.